This is a messenger RNA of Zygotorulaspora mrakii, 1467 nucleotides long. It is a transcript of the gene TRM5, whose product is annotated as tRNA (guanine) methyltransferase. Gene Ontology annotation, biological process: mitochondrial tRNA methylation; tRNA N1-guanine methylation. The transcript has a single exon. NCBI's taxonomy places the organism in Eukaryota, Fungi, Ascomycota, Saccharomycetes, Saccharomycetales, Saccharomycetaceae. Gene Ontology annotation, cellular component: cytoplasm; mitochondrial matrix. Bases 1 to 1467 code for a protein of 488 amino acids. The record is from RefSeq and is a predicted model, not a curated record.
AUGCUUAUUGCGAGUUCGAGAGUCUUAAGAAUAUACUCCACAAUGAGCACGAUUGCAGGAUAUAAAUAUCAACCUCCGGUUGCUCGGAAUAUGAAGGAACUUGAUAGAUCUUUUUUCGUUACGAAGAUCCCAUUAUGUGCUGUACAAUUCCCUAACCCUAGUGAUAUCAGUUUUUUUGCCAAGAAUUACAAAGACAGUAUAUUGAGAGUCCCACGUAUACCACAUGUUGUUAGGCUUGGGCAAGUUGCGGACAGCAUACCAAGCAAUAACAGCAAGACUCUGAGUUGUGACAACGGAAUUGUUUUCAAAGGAGUUCUAUUAAAUGAUUCUAUCAGUACCCCAGAUGAAAUCUCUGAAAAAUUAUCACAAGAAGCUCGAUCGUUUUUGAAGGAGUCUGGGGCCAAAGUAAUAUCAUAUGAAUAUGUGUUGGACUAUAAUUUCUGGAGAGCGGAAGAGAUAUUGAGAGCUGUUUUACCAGCUGAAUUUUUGGAUGAGAUUCCAACCGGUUUUACGGUAACAGGCCAUAUUGCGCAUCUUAAUUUACGUCAAGAAUUUAAGCCAUAUUCAUCAAUAAUUGGACAAGUUAUAUUAGACAAGAACAAUAAAAUUGAGACUGUCGUCGAUAAAGUUAGUUCCAUUGCCACCAAAUUCAGAACAUUCCCUAUGAAGGUGAUUGCAGGCCGUGAUGAUGAUUUGGUUGUAACGCAAAAGGAAUCCAACUGCACAUUUAAAUUUGAUUUCAGUAAAGUUUACUGGAAUUCAAGGUUACAUACAGAACACGAAAGAUUGGUGAAGGAGUAUUUCCAAACGGGGCAAGUCGUCUGCGAUGUGUUUGCCGGAGUAGGACCAUUUGCCAUACCUGCAGGAAAGAAAAAUGUAAUUGUUCUGGCUAAUGAUUUAAAUCCAGAGAGCUUCGUUUACUUGAAGCAAAACAUAUCACUAAAUAAAGUCGAAAAACUUGUAAAGUCCUUCAAUCUUGAUGGUGCUGAGUUCAUCAAUAGAUCACUAGGGCUGCUGAAAGAGUGGCGGUCUGAAGAGACUAGUUCAACGAUCACUCUUGAGCCAAAAAUAAACAAAUAUAGAAAGAAGCCAAAAACGGAAAACCAAGCGAAGUCACAAGUCGUACAAGUGCCAAUCCCCUUUAACAUCCAUCAUUUUGUGAUGAAUCUUCCCGACAGUUCAAUCACUUUUCUUCACAAUUUCGUUGGUCUCUACUCCGGCCAUGACGAAGUCAAAGAUCUACCGUGGAUCCAUGUCCACUGUUUUGAAAAGUACGCCAAUGACGAGGACCCUUCUAUGGAAGAACUUCACAAGAGAGUCCAUAAAAGAAUACUAGCUGAGUUCAAUGCGAGCGCCCAAGUUUUAUCGUUCGAUGACCUGUCCUUCCAUCUCGUACGUAAAGUGUCGCCUACCAAACCCAUGUUCUGCGUCAGUUUCCAACUUCCCAAGCUGGUUGCAUACUGUUAA